UAUCUUAAUAGACAAAGCAAAAUCUUCUUUUCGUUUAUCUGCGUUAUUAUGAAAUUCAGAUUUUAUAGUAUGGGUAAAAAUUGGUACAGAUUAAAGUUACGGGGUUAAAAUUGAUCCGAAAAAAAAAAGGAGUGGUAGGGUGGUUUUACCAAGGAGAGAGAGAGAGAGAGAGAGAGAGUGCAUAGUCGUGUUUGUCAAUGGCGAUCAAAGCGGGAAAGGUUUUGAGAACGGCGACUGCGGCGGCGAGGAAGUUCCAACAGAAACAGUUCUCAGCCACAUCUUCGGCGCCGGUGUCUCCAUCUUCCGGUGUAGGAUCAUUUCUGGGUAUUCCCAAGAUUCGUCGCUCGGAAUCCGAUUUAUUGAUCUCCAAGUACAUCAGACUUGCCCAGGGUCGAUUGACGAAGAAGGGUGAUUUCACAGAGGAGAAGCUUACGAAAAUGUUGUCUGGUGAAGACAGGGUAGGGAUCGGUGAGACCAUGAAGUUACUCGAGGGUCGCAAAACUGGAGUAGAAUCUUCUAAAAAAACAAACACCGCUCGAUCCAACAAGUAAUUCUUCUGUCUCCAUCGUCAAGCUUUUGCACUUCUAGUUUGCAAGUUUGUUUUUUUUUUUUUUUUUUGUUGGAUUUCUUCAACAACUAGUUGUUGUAUGAAUCACAAUAUAAAUCCAGAAGAUCAAAUAUGUUUUCUUGUAUCAAACAUUCUCUAAAUCAACAACCAUGAGAAAA
Arabidopsis lyrata subsp. lyrata is the source of this 726-nucleotide messenger RNA. RefSeq lists its product as uncharacterized. The transcript has 2 exons. The record is from RefSeq and is a predicted model, not a curated record. The coding region runs from base 198 to 551 and encodes 117 amino acids. NCBI's taxonomy places the organism in Eukaryota, Viridiplantae, Streptophyta, Magnoliopsida, Brassicales, Brassicaceae.